ACUGGGUGACGUGCCUCCGCUGAACGGUUCUUUAUCGCUCCGUCUCCCCUGCCCAUGAUGAUCACACAUCCCUUCCUCCCUCCGCGCUGUGACCGUCUGUAGUUUGCGCUAAGUGGUGCUAUUAUUGCAAACUGCCAACGUGUGACGAGGAGCCGCCUUGCAAGCUUCUGAGGGGAGCGUGUCGUCACCACCAUGUCCUUCGGUUCAGCAAGAUCGGGGUACGGCGAGGCGAUGGCCGCCAGCGGUUACGGCGUGUCUCGCUACGUGGACUGUAACUCGGCCUUGGCCCUGAUCGGCUUCAUACUCUUCGUGGACAUACUCAGAGACAUCAUCGAGGACGUGACGACCCCGCCGCCCAUGCGGCGCAGGAAGCGGUGGGUAGGCGGGUGGUGGGCCGAGCCAGACAUCCUCACCUUCAUCAGCGAGGGCGGCAGCGACCACCUGUACGACGCCCUGCCGCGCCUCCUCCCACCUCUCUUGGAGAACUGGUGGGACGGCGACGUGGACUGCGUACAGACGAGAAUAUGCGAGACGAACCGCGCCCUGACGCUAGAAUACGGCGUGGCGGGAAGGGUGUUUGGUACUCUGUUCAGCAACGUCAUGAGUCGAGUGUUACCUGGGGAAACGUCAGCGAUACUGGAGGCGGCAAAAGAGGGUCGACGCUCCGACCAGACUUGCGCCUCGGCCUUCCCCGCCUGCCGCAUUCACACCCACAACGCCACUUCGACCAGGCUGACCCAAGGAGCCUAGAUGAUCCUUAAUUAAGCCUGCCCCAGCCCGCCCCAGCCCACCUCAAUGACCCAGACAACGGACUCGAUGCAGACCCUACCACGAUGUUACAGUCAUUAUUGUUUCAUUAGCAAUUGUUACUCAUCAGAUAAACUACAAUAACGAUGAAAAUACAUAAAUUAUGAUGAUGAAAUUGUGGUCCCUCGUUGUUUUAAUGAGAUGUGUAAGUGACGUCUGGUAUAUGUUUGGAAAUAUACUAUUCUUAUACAAUAUA
Molecule: messenger RNA, 1003 nt
Organism: Eriocheir sinensis (Chinese mitten crab)
Lineage: Eukaryota; Metazoa; Arthropoda; Malacostraca; Decapoda; Varunidae
Exons: 6
Coding region: 193-750 (185 amino acids)
Source: RefSeq, a predicted model, not a curated record